AUGUCUAUUAACACUUCAGAGUAUAAAUUUUCUAUAACCGCUCCUGACUCCAGAGGUACUAAUAAACGUGUUUUUGCUUGUAAUGUGUGUGAUAGGAGUUAUUCAAAACCAUGUUUGUUAAAGCGUCACAUGCAAAAACAUACAGGUGAAAAACUUUAUUGUUGUGUUGUGUGUAAUAAAAAUUUUUAUCAAAAAAGUAAUCUAAUUGCCCACAGUGUGAUCCACACUGGUGAAAAAUCUCAUUCUUGUAAUAUAUGUCACAGGAGUUUUUCUCAAAAGGCUUCUUUAAUGAGACACUCUUUUACUCAUACUGGUGAAAAACCUUAUUCUUGUAGUGUAUGUAAUAAGUCUUUUUCUACAAAAGAUGCUUUAGCUGGGCACAAUACUGUUCACACUGGUGAAAAGCCCUAUUCUUGUAUUGUAUGUCAGAAGAAAUUUUCUCAGAGAAGUAAUUUUCAUAGACACAGCUUAAGUCACAACCAAAAAUGUUAUUCCUGUAGUAUAUGUAAUAAGAGUUUUUCUACAAACAGUGAAUUAAUUAGGCAUACUGCUAUCCAUUCUGAUAAAAAUCCUUAUUCUUGUGAUGUGUGUCAUAAAGGUUUUUCAUCAAGCAGUGCUGUUGCUCAUCACAACCUAAUUCAUAUCGGGGAAAAACCUUAUUCUUGCAAGGUGUGCAAUAAGGAUUUUUUACGAAAAGGUGAAUUAAUUCAACACAACUUGACCCAUACUAAAACAAAACUGACUUGUAGUAUUUGUAAUAAGGGUUUUAGAAAAAAUAGUGCUUUUGUCAAACAUAACCUUCGACAUACCAGCAAAAAACCUUAG
Messenger RNA from Parasteatoda tepidariorum (common house spider), 825 nucleotides. NCBI's taxonomy places the organism in Eukaryota, Metazoa, Arthropoda, Arachnida, Araneae, Theridiidae. The record is from RefSeq and is a predicted model, not a curated record.